Gopherus flavomarginatus (Mexican gopher tortoise) is the source of this 6355-nucleotide messenger RNA. It is a transcript of the gene ZFAND4, whose product is annotated as zinc finger AN1-type containing 4. Gene Ontology annotation, molecular function: protein binding; zinc ion binding. Lineage: Eukaryota; Metazoa; Chordata; Testudines; Testudinidae. The coding region runs from base 330 to 2483 and encodes 717 amino acids. The transcript is spliced from 10 exons. The record is from RefSeq and is a predicted model, not a curated record.
UCUCUCCUUUGUUUGCAGGCGCCUCUCGCUGCCCGGCCCUGCCCGCGGGGCCCAGGAGACGAUCUGUCCGGGCGCCCAUCAAGGCGGGAUCUCGCCUUGCUGCCAGGAGCCUGCUCGGGGUUCCGCAUGCGCGGAGCGAGCACCGCCCUCCUCAGCUGGGGCAGGGGUCAACACUGACACCCGGGGGAUUGGCGCUUCCUAGGCACGUGCUAGGUUCAGCAUUUGAAACAUGAACAGUAAAACGCGUUACCAGUUUUCAAAGCUGGAACACAGUUGUCUGCGACGUUUCCAAACUAAUCUUUACACAAGGAAUUUGUAAAUCCUUUGUAAUGGCCAACAAGAAAGAACCUCCUUUCUUCAAUGAUGAUAACGUGGGACCGUUUCAUUACAAACUUCCUUUUUAUGAAACUAUGGAGCUCUUCAUUGAGACACUUACAGGAACGUUCUUUGAGCUGCGAGUGGCUCCCUUUGAAACAGUGAUUUCUGUGAAAGCUAAAAUUCAAAGGUUGGAAGGUAUUCCUGUCUCUCAGCAGCACUUAAUUUGGAAUAACGUGGAGUUGGAGGAUGACUAUUGCUUGAAUGAUUACAACAUUUCAGAAGGUUGCACUUUGAAGCUGGUACUGGCUAUGCGAGGUGGGCCUAUUAACACUAGAAGAGUUCCUGUGGAAGACCCUAUUAGGGAAAUGGCUGAAUACAUGGACCCCAGUCGAGAUGAGGUCUGGGAGAAGGGGCCAUCCAACAAACAAGUUACCUUUUUGGUGUACCGGGAAGGAGAUCAGUUGAAUUUCUUCCGUGUUGUAGACAGGGGGGAUGGCACUUUAACACCAUUAUCUGAAUCUUUAAGUGGUGGUUCAGUUUAUAACUUAUACGGAGAUGACGACGAAGAAACAGAGGCAUCUCCUUCUGGCCAACAGAUUAUUGAGAACUCGAUUACUAUGAAUAAAAUGAAGCUGCUCAAGGCAAAGAUGGAGAACAUGAAUCUCAGUAAAAAGCCUAAGAAGACUGUCAAGGUGAAACCUCGUCCACCUAUGGCUCCUCGACCAUCUAGCAGUUCAGCAGCAGCUGCUCGUCACCGUUUUUUAAGAGUACUCCCCCACAUUGGACAGUCCUGCCUACCUCCUCCUGGGAAUUCAUAUCCCUUGGAGUCUUCCCAGAAUGCACUUUCAGCUUUGGCUACUUUGGCCACUGCUGGUAGAACAAUGCCAUCCAUUACUAGUGACUUUCUGAAGGAAGAUGACAACUGGGAGAGCACCUCCCGGUCUCAGUCAGUUAAUAGCAUUCGACUACCACCGAAAAUAUCUCGUGUUGAACUAGAAAAUGCAAAACUACCUACAAAUAACUUCCUUCCCCCUGUCCCAUCGCUGCCUAUAAAUUCCGAAAAAGCUUUAGAAAAUGUGACAUCCACAAACGAGGAUGAUCCUGUCAUGUAUCCACAUCUAACAAACGUAGAACUGUGUGCAACAGAAGACAAGUUUCUACCUGAAACGGAUGCUUUUGCUUUGUUAGCAGAAGCAAACACUGCUGAACAGUAUAGUGAAUUAUAUGGAAUAGGGAAGGUAAACCCAGAGCUUGGACUGUCUGAUGGGGAUGACGAGUCUAAGGCUGUAGAACAGCAUAGCAAACCCAUUACAAAAAUCCUGAGCGCUACAACAAUGGAGGCUGGACUUCUCAACACUCGUGAACUAAGUCCUCCGAAGAACACACUCUUAUCACCUCUUCGGUAUUCAGCCCAAGUGGCACAUCACAGUUCUCUGAAACCACAGACACAACCCAAAUGCUUUGAGGUUGGUAACUUGAGACCUGCUGCCUCCCCAAAUCUGCUCCGAUCUUUGGAGGUCCGCAAUAUAGCAGACUCCUCUUUUCCAAGGACUACAAGAUUUCGUGGUGUGAAGGUAGACUCACCUGGCAAAAGACCUGAUAUCAUUUCUAAAAUGGAGGCUAGGGACAUCACAGAGGUGGCAAACAAGGCAUACAAAGAACCUGUGGGUUCUGUAAAUAACUUAGAAUUUCUAGCUUCGCUGGCCCGAAGCACAAGCAGGGAAAGUUUACAGAAUUCCUGCGGGACAGGCAGGUUUCGGACUUCUGGUAUUGCACUACCUACGAACCUCCUGCAUUUUCAGGAAGAAAGCUUUAGGAAAGCCUCUCCCCCAGAUGAAGCUGCUGAAUACUUCCUAUCUGGCCAUGGGCUUGGAAUGAAUGGAAAUGUUGCAGCUACAGGGAAAAGAGUUGCAGGUGAAGCAACCCAUCUCCCACCUGUGAAUGGUUCAAUGCAAACAAAAAAGAAAACUACAAAGCACUGCUUUCUCUGUGGCAAGAAAACUGGAUUGGCAACCAGCUAUGAAUGCAGAUGUGGAAACAACUUCUGUGCAACUCAUCGUUAUGCAGAGACUCACACCUGCACCUACGAUUACAAGAGCACGGGGCGGAGGUUCUUGCAGGAGACUAAUCCCGUCGUUAGUGCACCAAAGCUUCCCAAAAUCUAACUAUGGUUGUGCUGCAUGUGGCUGUGCUGCCAUGGCGGAAUUGUAUUACAUUGAGAGAAGCAGCAUUUGCUUCGGCUGCAUUUAUUUUGCCCUGCUCCAUAUCUAAAGAUUUGCCAAGUAACAAAAGCACAUGAGGAUGCAUCUGAUUGAAGAAUAAUGUGAACACUACUGUAGCUGACACCUUUAUUCUUUAGUGAAUCAAAAGUUUAAAAAGUAGUUUUUAAAAACUUACACUAUGAUUUUAACUGUUCUUGCACGUCUUGUGUUAAGUGUUUUAUAUCUGAAAAUGCUAUUUCACUAGACAAGUCUUUAAAAGAUGCACUUUACUAAGUUUCAUAUUUACUGUAUAACCAGACUUGAGGGGGUGCUGUAAUGAGGGUGUCAUGUAAUGUCUCUGUACUCUACCUUGUGUUUUGUCCAUUGUGUGGUAUGUUAAGUUAUUUCACUAGGAAGUCUCCCCCUUACUUCGAACCACCUGUCCAGAGCUUCAAAGAGUGUAGUACUUUCUGCACUUUUGUUCCGUUCAGUUUGGCAUUCAUAUACUGUGUAUCCAUUCGGCAAAUAACAUAUCAUGGUAAUCACACUAUUUCUUAAAAUACUACUCUUUAUAUGGCAGUUUUUUUAAAUAGAGAAUUCCCUUUGUUGCCAUUAAAUACAAGGAACAACUUAUUUUAACUUUUUUUGUAAUCCUAGAUUUUUUAAAACUUCACAACUUGGUUUGUUAAGAUGUUGAGUGCUGUUACCAGAAGAAAUUCUAAUAAAUAUUAAAUUUUAUUCUGGUUUGCAUGUGCUUAUCACAAACUCAGUACUAAUUUUUAACAUUUUACAGGGUGCUGGAAGGGAAGGGAGGGUUCUCAGAAGCUUACAGCAUUGCUAACUCUGUUCUCAUUGAAAUCAGUGGUAAAACUCCCCUUUAUUGGGAAUAGCUAGGCCAAAAUUGAACGUAUUGAAAGUCUCUCUCUUGCAAACAAGCCAGUCAAACCAAGCAAAUCUGGGUGUGACCAAACUUCAGCAGAUGUUUAACGCACCAGGCAAUAUUGUUGGCAGGCUUUACAACCUUAUGCCAACAUCGCACUGGGCCAGUUUGGUAUUUGUAUGGGAGACCACCAAGGAACACACAGGUGCUGCAGAAAGUAGUGUUAGAGCACCACCUACUGAAACCAUUUCUUCUUCUACUCAUUAAGUAUUAAAGCAUCCCAGUCUGGUACCGAGGGGCACAAUGCUACUAGAUGUUGCCUGAUUUUAGGAGGUUAAUAAUAUUAAUUUGGAUAGUAUGGGUUUUAGGCUCGCUGGUCUGUCUGAUCAGAAGAUAAAAAGGUUCUUGUCCCGAAUCAGGCUCCACAUAAUUGACAAAGGACAGGAAGUUCAUACUGAGACAGAUAUAGCCUUAAAGACUUUUUAUUAAGAUAAAUGAAGUAGUAAUUAAAGAAUAAAAUCAGUUACAAAGUUACAUUUGUAUUACUGCUAUUCAAAAGAUACAUACGGUAUUAUAUGCUGCAAAGCUUUGGUUAAUAUACUCACCCCAUUCCUUGAUAACCUGGUGGUGAAAGACACAGGACCAGCCUCGCCUCUGGCUGUUCAGGUUCCUCAAUUCUUCAGUGAGAGGUGCAAAGCUUAGAAGAAGCUAGCGCCAAGAGCUAUUGAAGCUAGCUUAGAGUUUACUAAACUAUCUUAAAUUUAAAAUCAAAACCUAAUAAACAAAACUAAGAACAAAAGCUUAGGGAAACCAAGUUUAGCCUAGUCCCCUUGGAACUUGGAAAGUUAAGAAAAACAAGUACAAGAUCUCUAGCAAGGCCCUCUUUUAUAGGGCACAGGUGUCUGAACCUCCUCCUAUGCCCAAACUCCACUUCUCACCCACAAAAAUGUUAGGGUUCACUUAUUCCAUAGGCUAGUAUGUUCGUAUGUAUUGAUGACAUGUACAUACAUAUUAAUGACAUUAUAUCAGGGGUUGGCAACCUUUCAGAAGUGGUGUGCCAAGUCUUCAUGUAUUCACUCUAAUUUAAGGUUUCACGUGCCAGUAAUACAUUUUAACAUUUUUAGAAGGUCUCUUUCUAUAAGUCUAUAAUAUAUAACUAAACUAUUGUUGUAUGUAAAGUAAAUAAGGUUUUUAAAAUGUUUAAGAAGCUUCAUUUAAAAUUAAAUUAAAAUGCAGAGCCCCCAGAACUAGUGGCCAUUACCUGGGCAGUGUGAGUGCCACUGAAAAUCAGCUCGUGUGCCGCCUUCGGCACCUGUGCCAUAGGUUGCCAACCCCUGCAUUAGAUCAUACACGCGCGUUAUUUUUGUUCUCCCGGUUAUUUUGGUUCUUUCCUUGUGGUGUACCUGUUAAGUUUAAGGAUACAGACUUGGAAACCCCCUAUGCCAUUCUACCAUUAUCUAGGUGAAAGGUCCCAGGCAUAGAUAUGCUAACUUUGCCUUAGCUCAACAUACAGAAUAUGGCCUGUAGGUUGCUUGUAUUACAACCGAACUUACUUUAAUAUAAAUCUAUAAACCUAUUACAAUAAACCAAAUACUUAAACCAUAGGAAAAUAUAUAUGUGCAAGCAAACAGGUUAAUCCCAUAGCUACAUAGAGGAGCCCUAUUAUGAAUAUGUUUUAAAACUGCACUCCCAGCCAUGUUUGGCCACUACCAGGUCAUGGCACUUCUGAAGACACAGGGUGUUCGGCAGACAUGCAGCCAAGUUGUGACUUGGAUAACUUGUCCACUCUGUUGUCUUGUAAAUUCCCUCAUUGACUAAUUGGCUGUGGUAUCCUUCACUUCCUAAACGGUUGUGUAGUGUUACUGCUGUGAGUGGUAGUUCAGUGGUGACUAAAGCUGAAUCAAGGAAAGCAGGGUGUUCCUGGCAGGAAGAGGGAAGCAGUUGAAGAGCUCGCUUUCUCUGUAACAUCACCCUUUACUGAGGGCACCUGCAGCCUCCAGGUCCUUCAGGAUACCUAAAUAGCAAUGGCUAUUUUAAUUUUAAAAAAGCCCAAUCCCAUUUAUGGCUGUUCAGAAGGCCACAGUUGGGGUGAAGGCACAGAUCUGGCACUACUGACCCAUGCAUUUGACACCUCAAGGCUCAGUUACGGCCACACUCUGGUAAAAACACCAACUAGUAUAAAAUACAGCUGCCCCCUUCGUAGCAACACUGAUCACUGUGAACACAUCACUUUGGUGCUCUGCCAUUUCCAUUAAAUACAGACUCCAAAUCUGCCCUAGUAUUGAAAACUAAUAUUUCAAUAUACAUCAACAUGGCAUUGAAGGCUUCUGCUAGGGAUUGUGCUCGUGCUCUUUUAAACUUUAUAUUGCUUACUAACAGGCAUUGUAAUCAAAAUAAUACAACCCAGAAAAAAGUUAUGUUAUGGGAAACAGUUGUACAGCUAAGGGACCACAUCAGGAAAUGCCCACAUUGUUUGUAUCUGCAACUGUCACUCUUCCCCUUUGUACCUGUGCAUCAUGCUAGUCUUAAUUGCAUGAUCUUACUGUUUAGCAAAUAUAGUACAUUUUCCUGCUUUACAUACAUACAGCUUCUAUAAUUCUUUCCAGUGUUAUAUCUUUACUGAUGUAGGUUUCUUGUACAAUGUUUUACGUUCUCCUUACUGUAAGCACUCUUCUGUAUACACCCUUCUUUUAAACCAGCAGCACAGUCUGAAGUGCAAUUAGCAGAUAAAACCAUUAAUUACAAAACUGAUUUUCCAUAUUCCUCCUGUGUUAGAAUGUAUGAUGGAUUGUUUACCAUGUAAACUUUCAUAUGAGUGACUUGCACUUGACUACACAGAGUAGGACAUAGUGCUCUGCAUCUGUUGUAGAGAAAUGUUUAGCUUGUAUUUGAGUCUCUUUGAUCAUGUGAUUAGCUUGUAUUAUAAAGUAUUUACACAAUGGCAGUUUGCAGGUGA